Molecule: messenger RNA, 5671 nt
Organism: Sceloporus undulatus (fence lizard)
Lineage: Eukaryota; Metazoa; Chordata; Lepidosauria; Squamata; Phrynosomatidae
Gene: PRELP
Product: proline and arginine rich end leucine rich repeat protein
Exons: 3
Coding region: 275-1384 (369 amino acids)
Cellular component (GO): extracellular exosome
Molecular function (GO): protein binding; heparin binding
Source: RefSeq, a predicted model, not a curated record
UGCCAGAGAAAGACGUUAUUGUUGUGACUUUCUCCUCCUUCUCCCACUCCCACCCACCAACCCUCUCUCAGAGAAUCUCUGCAGAACAGAACCAGAGAAAACACAUACGGCUUGGAGGCUGCUCAUUUGUAUCUAAACCGGACUGGAGUAAAGAAGAAGAGGAAGAAGAAGACAAAGAAGAGGAAGAAAGGGAGGAAGAGCCCUGGAAGUUAAAACACAGACAGGGAGGAGGAGGAGGAAGGUCAGGUGGCGACAGCAGGUAACUAUCUAGACCAUGAAGGGUGCUGCCAGAUUGAUUCUCCCACUCAUUCUUGUGCUGGUUUGUGAGGUGAAUGGACAGAGGCGCCCCAGGCCUCCAAAGAAGCGUCCUACUCCAGCAGCCUUUGAACCAGUCGAACCUACAGAGUUGCCACCGCCUCUGCCACCAGGACCCCCUUCAGUUUUCCCAGAUUGCCCUAGAGAAUGCUACUGCCCUCCAGAUUUUCCUUCAGCCCUUUACUGUGACAGCCGCAACCUGAGAAAAGUUCCCCUCAUCCCACCCAGGAUCCACUAUGUCUACCUACAGAACAACUUCAUUGAUAAGCUUUCUGAGGAAGCCUUCAAGAAUGCCACUGGGCUGAGGUGGAUCAAUCUAGACAACAACCGCAUUGGGACAGUGGAUUCACAAGUGCUGGAGAAGCUAGAGAGCCUGGCCUUUCUAUACAUGGAGAAGAAUCAUCUUAAGGAAGUGCCCAAUAAUCUGCCUCCCAAUCUGGAGCAGCUUCGUUUGAGCAGGAACCGGAUCAACCGAAUCCCUGAUAAUGUCUUCAAUAAGAUGGAUCAUCUCAUCCUCUUAGACCUCCAUCACAAUGAGCUGAAUGAUGCAGACUUCAAAAAGAAUACUUUCAGGGGACUCAAGAAUCUCAUGCAGUUGAACUUAGCUCACAACAGGCUGCAUAAGAUGCCACCUGGGGUUCCCAAAGCAGUUCACCAACUUUUCCUAGAUGAGAACCAAAUUGAUAACAUCCCUGGCAACUACUUUAAAGAUUUCUCCAACCUGGCCUUCCUCAGGCUUAGCUAUAACAAGCUCUCUGACAAAGGCCUACCCAAGAAUUCUUUCAACCUCACUAACUUGCUGGUCUUGCACCUGGCACACAACAACCUUACCAGCAUCCCCUAUAUCAACCACAAGCUGGAGCAUCUCUACUUGAAUGACAAUUCAAUUGAAAAAAUCAACGGGACUCAAAUAUGCCCCAUAUCACUGAUGUCUUUCCAAGAACCAUCUUCAGAUCUUGAAAAUGUGCCCCGUCUUCGUUAUCUGCGUCUAGAUGGCAACCAUUUGAAGCCACCAAUCCCCUUGGACCUGAUGAUGUGUUUCCGACUUUUGCAAUCUGUUGUAUUCUAAGCCUCAUAGCAGUUGCCACUCUUUGGAACCUUGGCUUUAUGCAGUGACUUGAUUCCAGUCUAUGUUAGACAUGGGGAAAUAUAGCUUGUCAUCUUUACCCUGACCUAAUGUCCCUAGUGCCUCCACUUUGCUACUUCAUUCUGCUUCCUCUUUUUCUGUCUGCAGGAAGCUAUGUUCUCAGUGUUACUUUUCUAUUAUGCAGCAUCUUAUGAAGAGUCUGUUCUGCUAGGAGUGGUGCACAGAUGCUUCUUUGAUAGCCAUAGAAUCCACAAAACAGCAAUACUGGUUAUCUUUUGCACCAGGGUGGGAAUUGCAUGUUAUUCCAGAUAUUGUUAAAUUGCUAUUUCAGUAGCCAUAACCAUUAUAGCCAAUGCAGAGAAUGCUAGGAACUUCAACAGCAUCUGCAGGACCAACCAAUUCCUACCCCUGUUCUAUACUGCCCCUUAAUUUUAUCAAAAAUAGAUAGAAGAGAACAUAUAUAGAUGUAUCUAGCAAGUAGAAUGUUUAUUACUGUCUUGCUGCCUAGAGCUUCAAAUAGUUAUUGGCCUCACAAUAAUAUCAGCCUUACCAAAAAAAGGUACAUCUGUCAUAGCUGUCAGAGAGAGGGAAGAUAAUCAAGUGCAUUUAAAUUGUUUCUUUGUUAAGUGCUAUUUGUCUAAACCUGAUGCUGAGUUAAGAAGAAAGAAGCAAUCAAAUGCCUAGCAGUCAUAAAUGCAAUCUCAAUAAGAAUUCUGUUCUGUAGCAGAUGGUAAUGGAUACACAAAUGGCUCAGCAGAUUGUAUACCUUAGAACCAUGUAAGGUGUAAUGUGGAUUCAAAGGAGAGCGAGGGGAAUUGAUCACCCUUCUGUAUCUGUCCUUUGAGGUGGCAUUGUGGUUUGAUGCACUUUAAUGGUACUGUUUCAAAAGAGAAUCAUUGCUGAUUCUAUCUCUAACAAUUUAACUCUGACUUCCUGUUAGUGAUAUGCACAAGCAUAUCUUAAAGUUAAGCCUUAAUAAUUAUUAAACUUUUUUUUACUAUUGUGGAGAAAGGCAUUCACUACCUUCUUCACACAAUGAUCACCAACUGUGCAUGAUUCACUUUCCUCAUGUUGACUCCUUUCCAUGGCUCCAUGGUGGUGAGCAGGGGAGGGGGGGUUGGAAAUGUUUCUGGCUAUAGACAGUUAUGGAAUGAUGACAGUAUCUUCUGAGACCUCUAACUGGUCCUCCAUAAUUCCUGAAGGGUGAUCUCACUAUUGUGUGCCAGGUUAUAGGCACAUACAUAGUUGGAUAUUUAUCUACACACCCUGCUCUCCACAAGUCACUUAAUGACCAAGGCUAGGGCCCCACCACUUGGGGACAGGGGUCAUAUUGUAAUUCUGUAUGAGUGGAAUUUUAUGAUAAUCUCCAUCUUGGCCUCCAGUUUAAUUCAAACUGCCACAGACCAAAAUAGCUGUUAAAAAUAAUUAUGUUGUCUUGAUGACUUCGAAACUAUGUCCACACCUGCUGUGAGGGUUUUUGUUUUUGUUUUGUUUUUGGUGCCCUGACAUGAACUUUCUGGUGAAAUUCAUUUCUCAGCAGUGGUCUUGGUGUUUACCAGUACUACAAUUCUUUUCAUGAAGGUUAAUGUGCUACCAAAAAUAGAGGGGGAGGGAUAAUAUCCUUAACAUAUUGUCCCUAGUGAUGUUUGUCCAGACAUCACAAAGGAACCUCCUACCCAUUCUUUAGGACAUGCCUUUCUCCCUGAUAAAGCAACUUAAGUGAAGUGCUGUUUGCUUCCUCCUUGAUAAAGUUACUCAACAUAGAAGAGUGAAAGAGUGUCAAAAUAGUAUCUGAGGAUAGCUGCUGAAAUGUGAGAGUGAGUUAAUAAGCAGAUGCCGAGAGUCUCCAUGUGGCUUCAGAGUGCAAACUUUUCCAUGAUGGGGCAGCAUGAAUUUGAAUCAAUACAAUACAAUACAUUAUUUUGUUUCUUCCUGUGCUGGUCUUUGCAUACUUUGUACUUCAAAUACACAAUAGGCAGCAUAGGAGUAAGGAUGUUUAAUUAGAUGCAAAAUCAUCAACCAAACUGAAUAAAUGCUGAGGGUGGGAUCUCCUGAUUUCUCCAGCUUUAAGACACACUGUUAAAUACUGUAACUUUUUUCCCAGCCCUUGGGGGAAUAAAUAAGGUUUAAAUUAGGUUAACCAACUUAAGUUUCAUUGGUUUCAGUGGAUCUACCCUGGCUAAAUAUGUUUGUAAACCGCCGUGAUCGUGGGAACGGCGGUAUAGAAAUAAAAUUUCAAUCAAUCAAUCAAUCAAUAUCUGUACUACACCAUUACAUUAGUUUCCUAUCACUUUCAUUUUUAUGAUUCCAUUCUAAAGAAUCCUAUGAUUUGUACAUUGUUGAAGUAAUUAAAAUUUUUGUUCCCCUGAAUUACCUAAGCUACCAUGAGUUCCUACGUACAGUACAGUAAUGAAUUAAAUUGAUUUAAUCCUCAAUCCAUCUCUCUUGGAUCCAUUUUGAUACCUUCUAAGCAUGUCCCUCUGCAAUUCACUAAAGAAAGAGCCAGAGAAAAUGUAACAUCUUCCUUCCCUUCCACCUUAGUAGCAGCCUAAAGGAACUUUGCAGCUGUCUGGGGAUGUGUGUGUGUAUGGUUUUGGACAGGGGUCAAUGCUGGAGAAUAACUUCUUCCUCCCUGUUCAUAACAAGACAUAUGCACACCUAAAGAGCAUGCAUAUCACACCACACUGUUUUAGCACUAUAUUCCUCUCUAGCUUUCAUGGCAACAUCCGAUAGAAUCCUGGGAUUUGCAGUUUAGGGAGAGGCACUUAGAAUUCUCCGUCAGAGAGCUCUUGGGCCUCACUAAAUUACGAACUCCAGAAUUCCACGGAUUGUUAUCAUGGCAGCAAAAAUGGGAUAUAGCAAUAUAACAGUGUAAUGUGAUAAGGAUAUAUGUCAUUCUGGCAUAUAUGCUAAUGCUAAACAAGUCUAGUUUCAUCCUUAUUCAACAUCUCAUUGAACAUGAGAGAUAAAUUAUCAUUAUUCCUAUUUUAUGGUAGAAGAAUUGAGACAAAGAAAUAAGGGCAUACUCAAAGGAAGAGAAUAAGAAUUUGAAUUUAAGCUGCUCAGGUCCAGCAUCGUACUCAGCAGACUCAACUGAUAAAUUGAAAGUUAAAUGCUGCCCUCUUUACACUCAUGCAGUCCAGGACAGCUGACGUACAGUCUUCUGCAUUCAUCAACCAAAUUUUGAUCUAUUCAAGAGAUUUUUCAAACUUUUCUGAGAUAGAAAUGUUAUAUAAGGAUUAAGAACACCCUUUAACAGUGUCAUCAUUAGUGAAGUUGACUCGAGGGUGCAUAACAACAAAGUCAUCUAUCUAACCUUUUAAGAACAAUGUUCAUAAAGAAAGCAUUACAUUAAAAUCAUCCGCAUGAUCAUCAUGAUCAUCACUGAGGAUGUAGAGAUCCAUUCAGUGAAUGUUAUGGUCCCCAGGUACCUUUUUCACAUGCAUACUUACUUUAAAAAGUUCAUUAGUUUGCUACAUCAGAUGGGGACUCCAGUAAGCUAGCAAGGUCAAAGCCUUUCCUAUUCUCCUGAUCUGUAUAAAUCACCUUCAACAUAUGGCCUAGUCCCCUUCUCCUGUAGUCUAAUAAUUUCACCCAUAUUCAGCCAAAUUUGCUCAAGUCAUUUCCAUGAUUCAAGCUUCAUGAUAUGCUCUGCCCGGGGUCCUUGCUGUAUGUUCUUGCUCUUUAAAACCAGAUCAGUUGUUUGGUUUUGUUUUUUAAAUCAUUUUGCAGCUGAGUAAAACUAAGUUUAUGCUGGAUUUCUUGAAAGAAACUAGGGUUUGGAUCUAUAUAAUUUUUUUAUAUUUGUGAUAUAUUCUUCAUAUUCUUUUUCACAUUUCAACCCAUGCUUUCCAAAACUUUAAUGAACCUCCACUGACUCAGAUAAGCUGAGGAUUCUACUCACUGGCCUUUCAAAAUUGAUUCGUGUAUAUUGUUUUUUGUUUUGUUUUCCAUUCCUCUAAACUGUGGAGCAACAGUAGGCCUUUAGUUUCUUUUGGAUGGUGGAGAACUAUGAGGUUCUUAUGACAUUUGAAUUACAAAUAUACAUGAGAUCCCCUAAUACAGGCAGAAAAAUUAUUUAACCAUGCAUUUGACUCCCAAGGAGCAAGUCCUUGCACCUUGAAGAGUUUCACUUCAACCAGUUCAUAGCUUCAACAGAGUUUAUCAAAUGGGAGGAAUUUCUCUUAAAUUUGAAUGAAGAGAAAGUGGGGCCAGAACACAUUCACUUGAAGUCGCUAGUUUAGUGCAAUUACGUGAAUGAGCAUUGCG